Acyrthosiphon pisum (pea aphid) is the source of this 1321-nucleotide messenger RNA. Its product is annotated as JNK1/MAPK8-associated membrane protein. Bases 199 to 1197 code for a protein of 332 amino acids. Gene Ontology annotation, cellular component: membrane. The record is from RefSeq and is a predicted model, not a curated record. The transcript is spliced from 7 exons. Gene Ontology annotation, molecular function: ubiquitin protein ligase binding. Gene Ontology annotation, biological process: response to unfolded protein; ERAD pathway. NCBI's taxonomy places the organism in Eukaryota, Metazoa, Arthropoda, Insecta, Hemiptera, Aphididae.
GAUAAUAUCUAUGAUAAUAUGAAAUCACAAUAUUGUUGUUCUCCUGAACUAUCAUGAAAAAUCGAAAAUGAUGGUUUAUGUGGAUACCCAGCAAAAUAGUUAGCGCCGCAAGACCGACACUACUAAUAAGUUAUAGAUUGAUUUAGCUUGGUGCACAGCAUGAUCAUAUGAAAUCCGUACUCUCUUACCUCUACUGUAAUGGGAGAACAUUACCAACAUUUUUUUGAAAAUCAUAAUAGUAUUGACCAAAUACUCGAACCAAGAUGUCCUGGCUACUAUUGUGGUCGACUAGAUUUAGGUAAUGGACGUACAAGUGAUUGUGGUUCGUGUCCUUCGGGUACAAAAGUGAAUUCAAUUCAUAUUUGUCAACAAUGCACAGAUUCUCCUUCAUCAUAUGAUUUCAUGUACCUCUUAUUCAUGGCGACAGUGCCUUUAUUAUUUCAUGCUGUGUACAUAGAUCUUUCUUUGUCAUCAAUAUUAUGGGCAUUCAAAGGAAAAAAUGGAAAUUCUCAGAAAAAAACUAAAACAAAAGUUGUCCUAAAUGUAUCAGCAAUAUUGGAAAUAUUUAUUGCAGCGGUUUCAGCAGUCCUAAUUGUUGAUCCUAUUGGUCAACUAUGGAUUCGAUCAUGUCGUACACAAUGGCUAUCUGAUUGGUACACCGUUUUGUAUAAUCCAACACCAGAUUACCGUGAAUCAUUACGAUGUACUCAAGAAGCUGUAUAUCCAUUGUAUUCCAUGGUUUUUAUUUUUUAUUUGGCUUGUAUAAUUGUUUUGCUCACGAUACGUCCAUUGUUGUCUGCUUAUUUCAAUCUUAACAGAGGGGCCUAUUUGAAAACUAUUUAUGCCGGAUUAUAUUUUUUCCCUAUAGCAGCUAUAAUUCAUGCGUUCCUAGGAGGUAUUGUUUAUGUCACAUUUCCUUAUAUUGUAAUUGUUGUUUCUGUAAUAUCAAGUGCGAUUCAUUUUGCUACAGAAAUAAAUCAGUCUGCAAAGUAUUUGAUUGUGAACACUGUAUGUGUACCAAGAAACAUACUGAUUGUAGCUGUACAUUGGGUCAGUCAUGGAUUUGGUAUUGUUGCCAUAACUCAGUUGGAAAAUCCACCAGUUGACUAUGCUUUAUUGUUACUCAUUCCUUUACCAACCCUUUUUUAUAUAGCAACUACACGCAUAAGUGAACCAUCAAAAAUUCUUGUAUUAUGAAUGGUGAGUUAAUUGUUGAAAUUAAAAAAAAAAAAAACAAGUGUACAAUUAUUAACUAUAUUUUUAUACUGUAUAUAUAUUGUUAUUUAUGAAAUAAAAAAAAAUCAUUAUUUAUAAUAAAUAA